AUGGAACCAACAAAAACGACAAGAAAACGCGUCUCCAGAGCUUGUAACCUCUGUCGCGCGCGCAAAGUACGUUGCAUUAUUGAGGAUCCUUCUGGUCCUUGUGUCAAUUGUAGACAUAACGACAAGGUCUGUACAUUUAAGCGACGACAUGGAAUAAUAUCAUCAACUCCUCAAUUACGACCGAAUGGACCGUUACCUCCCCGACCCGAUACCGAGAAACCCGCUGAACCCUCAUUCCAACAACCUCUACCUAUAACACCGACUAUAACAACAACAAUACCACCUCCCGCAUCGAUCGUCUCUACUUCAUCUUUUCCCGAAUCAUCUGCUUCUCAGAAUAUCGCUCCUUUGUCGGGAUCGCCAUGUCAUCCCGACUACGCCUUUCUUCAGGUCCCCGACACCAAAGACAUUUUACCUCAAGACCUUGCAUUUCUUGUUAGUCAAGGAUGUUUUAUCGUUCCGCAACGAGCUGCGCUGGAUGAUUUCUUGAGGCAGUAUUUUUUGCAUGUACAUCCGAUGCUUCCGAUAUUGAACGAAAAAGACUUUUGGCUUUCGUAUAAUUCGGUGGAUGGGCAUGUGGAAUACGAGAUGCCUAUGCUAGUUUUGCAAGGCAUAUUAUUUAUUUCUUCUGGUUUUGUAUCUGCCGAAACAAUUAAAAUGCUAGGCUUCCCCGAUGUCCAUCAAGCCAAACUUGCAUUUUACCGUCGAGCCAAGCUUCUCUACGACUUUAGUUGCGAAAAAUCAUGUAUCGCUAUAUCCCAAGCAUCCCUCCUUCUCGCCCACACUCAUCUCAUCCCCCGCUGCAUCGCAGGUAAUAAACCCUUGGGCUCAAUUUGGCUCGGCAUCGCCAUAUCCUACGCCCGUGUCGCCAAAGCCCACUGCUACUCUUCCCUCCGCCCGAGCCGAGAUACAGAAGUCGCCAAGGUGCAGAAAGCACGUAACACGCUUAAACGACUUUGGUGGUGCUGCAUUAUCUGCGACAGAUUGCUACCACUCACUUCAAGACAAAAUAUAAAAAUCACGCCGGCCAAUUUCAGUUUCUCUGGUUGUUCGGUCCUUGGAAGCGCUGAUCUUUGCGAUGAGUUGUAUAGUUCUGAUGUCUAUGACUCUACUACGAAAACACUACACGCGGAACUUUUGGCGAAAUUGGUGGAUCUUUGCGUUGUGUUGACAGACGUUUUGACGGUUGUUUCAGUUCUUUAUAAUAAUCCAUCGUGGAUGCUUUCCGGAAGAAUGGAAGUAGCCAAGGAUGCGAGUUUGUGUCAGAUUGAGUUGAAGAGGUGGUAUAAUGCAUGGACCGAGACAAAAGCAACUCUAGAGGAGAGGAUGGCCGAAGAUGGGUCACAGACUGAGUCUAUCAUUUUGUUCAAGAAUCUCAUCGAGAUGUAUUAUCACUCUGCUCGAUUAUCUGUCUGCCACUACAAUAUCCUCCGAUCCAGUUUGUUACCGCCAUCUCAAUCAGAAGUCCAACUCCGACGACAAAGUGAAGAUCUUCAAGGUUCGGCAUCGCGCGUGACAGAAUGUCUUCUCGAGUUUGACCGUCUGGGUUUGUCACGAUGGCUUCCAAUGACAGCCAUCGGAUGCACAGCCUUUCCUCUAGCACUUCAAAUGAUCGAUGUCGAACUUCUCCGCCCUAAGCAAAAGUCCAUCACCCAAGAAGGUUGCAUCCUGACGCGAAAACAACAACACGUCGAUAAUCUAGUAAAACAGAUGAAGAGCUACAAGAACAAGUAUUACAUCACAGAUUGGGUCAUGCGCGCUAUUCGACAUGUUGUUGAACUCGCUCAACAGAGAUCACCUGCACCUUUCACGACAGAAGGUGAUUCAUCGCCGAGCAGUUAUCUUGAUAUGCUCAAGAACAGACCAAGUUAUUACUUGAGGCUUGUCAUGACUCUUGAUAUGAGUAUCAGUAAUGGACGAUUACCGGAUGAGUGUGAUUUUCCACCGUCGUUGAGAAAGGCUGGUCGUUCGUUUGCGAGAUCACAACCACCUUCCAUGCUGACAUUGGACGACGAGACGAGCAAACGCUUUUCUGCAAUGAACAAGGAUCUCAUACCAGACAAUCUCACAACUCAAAGCGGUAUCGGUUCAGCUGAUUUACAAGAUCAAGUCCAAGCACAAGACGCCAUCACGAUAGAUCAGGAAUCAUUCUUCAACAACAAACAGUCGUUCCCGGUUGACCUUACAGCUGCAUUAUGCGAGAUUACGAAUAUCCCACCAUUGGAUUUUAGUGAUAUGCCAUUAUUGGACUCGUCACACUUUAAUGACCCUGGCGGCUUACCUUUCUGGCCUUAUGAUUUGCUUGGUUCCCCACCGGAUAAUAUGGCACAGGCGGACGAUGUUAGAAUGGAGGAUAUCUUUUCUGGGAUGAUGGGAGUCACGAAUGAAGAGCAUGACUUUGAAGAUGUUACUGUUCAGAGUGGUGGGCUGGUUACUUUGUCAGUGGAUUCUUUUUAG
Molecule: messenger RNA, 2457 nt
Organism: Fusarium poae
Lineage: Eukaryota; Fungi; Ascomycota; Sordariomycetes; Hypocreales; Nectriaceae
Exons: 6
Coding region: 1-2457 (818 amino acids)
Biological process (GO): regulation of DNA-templated transcription; DNA-templated transcription
Molecular function (GO): DNA-binding transcription factor activity, RNA polymerase II-specific; zinc ion binding; DNA binding
Source: RefSeq, a predicted model, not a curated record